GGUUUCGACACAACGGCCCACUUCGCUCCCGACGGCAAGAUGCUCGUGGACACCAAGUUUCUCGUGCGGGGCCUCGGGUUCUUCAACGAUGCGUACGAUCUCUUUGUCAUGAACGUAGUCAACGUUGUCCUCGAAGAAGAGUUUGGAAAGGACGUGUACACGCCCGCGAUGAAGGGAUCCGUGUCGGCCGCGGCGCUGAUCGGAGCCGUCGUCGGCCAAAUCAUUUUCGGCUACCUCGCCGACCUGCUCGGGCGCCGCGUCAACAUGAUCAUCACGUGUGCGAUUUUGAUCCUUGGUGGCGUCAUGUGCGCGUGUGCGUCGGGGGGGUCCCCGACAGGCACGCUCUGGGUCCUCAUCGUCGCGCGCGGCAUUCUUGGCGUCGGUAUCGGCGGCGAGUACCCGCUGGCCGCAUCGUCGUCCGCCGAGGACGCGUCGUCUGUCGUCGAGCGAAAUCGACGAGUCGCACUGACGUUUUCGCUGCAGGGCGUCGGCAGCUUGACGGCAGCCAUCAUGGGCAACCUGUACGUGUCGGCAUUUGCCCCUGGGCCGCGUGGAUCAGCAUCCAAAGACGACCUCGACUUUAUCUGGCGCAGUUUGCUCGGGAUUGGAAUCAUUCCUGCCGCGUUUGUCUUUUACUUUCGGUAUCGAGCCGACGAGACCAUGUCGUUCCAGCAGGUCCAGCAGCUCCAAACCAAGUCGUCGAGCAACACGCCGGUCGCGACCACGAUUCCUCUGCGAUUUGUGCUGCACGUGUAUGGACGAUGGGUCCUCGGGACGGCCGGGACCUGGUUCCUCUUUGACAUUGUGUUUUACGCGCAGAACCUGUUUUCCGCGUCGAUUCUGGCCGUCGUCGGCAUCUCGGAACCAUCGCUCACCGACGUGACGACUCAAAACAUGUUGGUCGCGUGCGUCGCUCUCCCUGGAUAUUAUGUCGCGGUCUUCUUUAUCAACCGCCUCGGCCGCCGCAAGAUGCAGCUGCAGGGCUUCGUCUUCAUGACGAUCCUCUUUCUCGUCCUGUCGGGAGUGUGGAAGGACCUCAAGCGCGAUACGACGUCGUUCGUGCUGCUGUACGGGCUCGCUCUCUUCUUUUCAAAUUUUGGCCCGAACACGUCGACGUUUGUCUUGCCGACCGAAAUGUUUCCCACGGCCAUUCGGGCCCGAUGCCACGGAUUCUCGGCCGCCAUGGGCAAGUUAGGGGCUGCGAUUGGGUCGUAUGGCUUUGCGUCGACGUCAGGCGAAGACAAGUUGGGCGCGACAUUUGGCGCGUUUGCGUUCUUCUGCAUCCUGUCGAUCCCCCUCACGUGGUUUUGCACGUUUGACAACCCGAAUCCGCUCAGCGACGGCGACGCAGAGUUUGACCGCCGCCUCCGCAUCUUCCGCGGCACGGCCCUCCAAGAUGAAGACUUUAACGACAUCGAUGAUAUCGACCAAGAACUGGGCGAUGAAGAAGUCGACGUCGACAUCGGGACGUCGCCCAUUCAUGUGGGGCAGCCCCAGUCUGUGUAAUGCUCCUCAUUUUGGCCGACCGCUGGCGGCCACCAUGAAGUGGGCCAACAAAGAAUUCUCCAAGUAACCUAGUACGGCCCGCACGCAGUAGAUCUAGCGACAGUAGACUCCACGUCGCUUCGCUUGUCGCCCGUUCAAUGGGGUCGCACGAUGCGUCAGCACCCCAUGCACCACAUGCCUUUAAUUGUUUGAAUCACUCGAUUGCACUCGAUCGACA
Messenger RNA from Aphanomyces invadans, 1723 nucleotides. RefSeq lists its product as hypothetical. The record is from RefSeq and is a predicted model, not a curated record. NCBI's taxonomy places the organism in Eukaryota, Oomycota, Saprolegniomycetes, Saprolegniales, Verrucalvaceae. Gene Ontology annotation, cellular component: plasma membrane. Gene Ontology annotation, molecular function: carboxylic acid transmembrane transporter activity. The transcript has 3 exons. Gene Ontology annotation, biological process: transmembrane transport; carboxylic acid transport. The coding region runs from base 40 to 1506 and encodes 488 amino acids.